UCUAAAGACGCCUGAACCACGUUUGUCUUAAAUCUUGAAGCCAUAGACGCGAUGAACGACCUGCUCAGAAUACCUCUCGACUUCACAAGUCUCUCGCAAGCAGACUACGCGCAUAUAUCGACUAACAAACCUCGUAGAUCAACAUGGCGUCCCACCGUGCUCUUGUGUACUUCGAUAUUACGAUCGGAGCAAAGCCUGCCGGACGAAUAGUCAUGCAGCUGUACAGCGACAUCGUGCCGAAAACUGCGGAGAACUUUCGCGCGUUAUGUACCGGUGGAAAGGGGGAGACAAAGGCAGGCAAGCCGCUGCAUUACAAGGGAUGCUCGUUCCACAGGGUGAUCAAGGGGUUUAUGGUGCAGGGCGGUGAUUUCACCAUGGGCAAUGGCAUGGGCGGCGAGUCUAUCUACGGCGAGAAAUUCGACGAUGAGAACUUUGAGGUCAAGCACACGAAGCGGUUCCUGCUGUCGAUGGCAAACUCCGGCCCAGGAACGAACGGAUCGCAGUUCUUCAUCACCUGUAACGCAACGCCACAUCUGGAUGACAAGCACGUCGUCUUCGGCGAGGUGAUACACGGCAAGUCGGUCGUACGCGCAAUCGAGAACACGCCCACAGCCGAUGGCGACGUGCCCAAGUCCCCGUGCGUCAUCGCCGACUGUGGAGAACUGUCCCCGGACGACCCGUCGCUCGCUGAGGAUCCGACCGCCGCGGACGGGGACCCGUUUGAGGAUUAUCCAGAGGAUCAGGGCCCCGUAGAUGGCCAAGACGUCAUCGAGAAGCCCGAGGCCGCACUCAAGGUGGCUAAGCAAGUGCGCGAGAUCGGGAACAAGCUGUUCAAGGAGGGCAAGUCGGAGGAGGCACUAGCGAAGUACCAGAAGGCGAUACGCUACCUGGGCAUGCACCAGGUCCUACCCGAUGAUGCGCCACCGGAGCUUAAGGACUCUUACGAUGUUUUGCUAGCACCGCUUCUACUCAACUCGGCGCUGGCUGCGCUCAAGGCUGGAGGUACCGCCAACGCUGAGAUCGCGCUGCGUGCGACGGAUCGGGCUCUGGAAAUGGAGCUGAAUACCGCGGACAAGGCGAAAGCGUUGUACCGUCGUGCUCUGGCGAAAGUAGUGCUUAAGGAGAGCGAUGACGCAGAAGAAGAUCUUGUAGCCGCCCACGAGCUCGUGAAAGAUGACCGGGCAAUCCUGACUGAGCUCGAGAAGCUUCGGCAACGGAAGAAAGAACUGCGGGACAAGGAGAAGAAGGCGUUCAAAAAGCUGUUCGCAUGAUGGGGGCGGGCGUGUAUUUUGAAGGGCCAAGAGAAGUUGACUGUCACAAAUUUGUAUUAUGUAACUAAUAGACCGGGCAGCCUUCGGAUCCUCGAGUCCGUGGCAUCACUGGCGUGCGUGCCGCCCUGCUUGUUGCUCCGUC
Molecule: messenger RNA, 1413 nt
Organism: Rhodofomes roseus
Lineage: Eukaryota; Fungi; Basidiomycota; Agaricomycetes; Polyporales; Fomitopsidaceae
Product: peptidyl-prolyl cis-trans isomerase Cpr7
Exons: 5
Coding region: 144-1271 (375 amino acids)
Biological process (GO): protein folding; protein peptidyl-prolyl isomerization
Cellular component (GO): intracellular membrane-bounded organelle
Molecular function (GO): protein binding; peptidyl-prolyl cis-trans isomerase activity
Source: RefSeq, a predicted model, not a curated record